AUGGAUUUUGCUCUCGCUUUUGUGUCUCUUAUCACGGCAGCUUCUGCCUCCUGUAUUUAUGGCACAUCGCUCAUGCCUCGUGCCGCUGAAGGCGUAGUGGACAUACUGUCCUUCAACUAUACUGCCACUGGCGGCCCUCUGAACUGGCAUUUAUUAAAUACAACAGCUAAUAAUGCCUGCGCCACGGGCAAAAACCAGUCUCCCGUGGAUAUAGUGAUGGAAGGUAUCACUUACGCUAUUCCUGGAUCUGUGAAACUGGACAUACCCUGUGCAGAUGGAGUUGAGCUGGAGAACCUGAACAACGUUGUGGAGGUAGUGGCAAAUAAUGGUACUCUUACUACUCCCGAAUCUAUCUACAAGCUUGCCCAGUUCCAUUUUCAUACUCCAAGCGAGCACCGUGUCAACGAGGAGUACUUUCCAAUGGAAGCCCACUUUGUCUUCGAGAACGAAGCAUCUCAAAUCGCUGUUGCUGCCUUCCUCUUCCAGCUCUCUGAGUCUGGCGCUUCCAAUCCGCUUUUCGACUCGGUUUUUGCCCACCUCGACGACAUCACUACACCUGGUACCUUCACAAAGACCGGACCCUUGGACUUCACUACUGUCAACCAACAUUUUUCAAAUCACGGUAUCUUCCAGUAUUCGGGUUCUCUUACGACUCCACCCUGCAGUGAAGGGCUUUCCUGGUACAUCAGUACAGAGCCAAUGCCUCUCAAUGUCCAAACCUAUAAUAAGGUGAAGAAGGUGGUGAAAUUCAACGCUCGUUAUACCCAGAAUACCCUCGGUCAGAACAACUUGUUGGAACUUGCAGCCACUCCGUCGGGAUAA
Molecule: messenger RNA, 822 nt
Organism: Talaromyces marneffei
Lineage: Eukaryota; Fungi; Ascomycota; Eurotiomycetes; Eurotiales; Trichocomaceae
Exons: 2
Coding region: 1-822 (273 amino acids)
Molecular function (GO): carbonate dehydratase activity; zinc ion binding
Source: RefSeq, a predicted model, not a curated record